AAUACUAUCCUGUUAGCCAAAAGUUUUGUCAUCAACCAUGGCAAGUUCAAAAUCGAGCAAGUCACAAUGUGGACUUACAACAAUUGUAGUAAAUACCUCGCAGCUUGCAAAAAAAGUUCAGUUGAUAACAGACAAUACCGAAAUUCAGAAUUUGGACAGGCAAGGCGAAGCAAUCAUAGUUAUACCGCCAGAUGGAAUGUGGGGUUGGGUCAUAGUGGCUGCUUCGUUCAUCAUAAACUUUGUCAAUGAUGGAAUGGUGUACACCUUUGCUCUAUUUUUAAGCGACGUUUCUUUGUCAUUGCGUUGCAGUACCACGAAAGUUGCUCUCGCAAAUUCGAUUUUGACAGGAACGUAUUUUCUCUCAGGUCCGUUAGUCGGUGUAUUUAUAAAUACGAUUGGAUACCGAAAAGUCGCAGUGAUUGGUGGCAUAGUUACGAGCCUAUCAUUAAUGUUAUCUUCAAAUUGUGAAGAAUUGGGAUGUUUUAUUCUCUGGUAUGGACUGAUUGGAGGACUCGGUUUGCAAAUGACGUUCUUGUCUGCCAUUAUUGUAGUAAGUUUCUACUUUGAAAAGUGGAGAGCUUUAGCACAAUCAAUCAUGUCGUGCGGAUCAUCUAUGGGAGUAACGUUGUUUCCGCUGAUCUUUGGAAUUCUGUUGAGUAAUCAAACUUGGAGAGUCAAGUUUAAAGUUAUGUCGGGCUGUGGACUACUAUGUUCUUUCUGUGCGUUAACUUUUCGCCCAUUGAUUCCAGUACGAGUCGUCGAAGAGCAAAAGGUUUUGGAGACGAUAAAAGAAUUGCCAGAUGAACACGAUCUUACUGAAACAUCAAGUUUUAGCAAUUCUGAGUACACCACGGCUUCAGAUCGAAGUACGUCAAAAAUAAUGUUGCACCCGACGGAUCAAUCGUCGACUUCAUUUUUCAUUAAAUCGGUUAGUCCAGCAGCAAGUGCAUCGGUGUACACUAUUCAAAGUCAGACUAAAUCCAAAACUUCAAACGUAUCGAAAAUUAAAGGCUCUGUAAAUAAGCUAAUGACUGUUCUGGAAGAAGGCGAGUAUACUAAUCUUUCGUGUCGAGACAGAAUCGUUCUAACCUACCAACGGUUAUGCUUAUCUACUACGCCCGCACGGCCAUUAUGCAGGGAUGACAUCUUUUAUCCCGCCUCUUUAUCUACGUUACCCGAAUACGUUAAAUCUGGCCAACUGCAAAUUUCUAGACCCAACAGUAAAGGAAACAUUGGCUAUCAUCUUUCUGUUACAAGAGUUAGUGCCAAAGAUAAGAAAUCCCACACACCUUAUUGCUUCUGGUUUCCGAAGAUAGCUACAAGAAUGGUGGAUUUCAGCCUGUUAAAAUCUCCGUCUUUCAUCUUGAUAUCAUUUAGCGGACUAUGUACAGUCUUAGGCCUGUACACUCCAUUUAUGUUCAUUGUUCAAAGAGCCGAAACAAACGGAAUAGAUCGCAACAUAGCUUAUCAUUUAAUAACGGCAAUUGGCUUAGCAAAUACCAUGGGGCGAAUAGCAAGUGGAAUGUUGUCAACCUUCUAUCGAAUAAACACCCUUUUGACGUCAUAUGACUUGCUAUAGCCCUUCGUCCGUUAAUUAUUGUCGAAAUGGUUGGAUUGAAAA
Messenger RNA from Photinus pyralis (common eastern firefly), 1621 nucleotides. RefSeq names its product monocarboxylate transporter 1-like. Gene Ontology annotation, biological process: transmembrane transport; monocarboxylic acid transport. Bases 38 to 1579 code for a protein of 513 amino acids. Gene Ontology annotation, molecular function: monocarboxylic acid transmembrane transporter activity. The transcript has 4 exons. NCBI's taxonomy places the organism in Eukaryota, Metazoa, Arthropoda, Insecta, Coleoptera, Lampyridae. The record is from RefSeq and is a predicted model, not a curated record.